Carlito syrichta (Philippine tarsier) is the source of this 3930-nucleotide messenger RNA. It is a transcript of the gene ERMN, whose product is annotated as ermin. Gene Ontology annotation, molecular function: actin filament binding. NCBI's taxonomy places the organism in Eukaryota, Metazoa, Chordata, Mammalia, Primates, Tarsiidae. The record is from RefSeq and is a predicted model, not a curated record. Gene Ontology annotation, biological process: morphogenesis of a branching structure; regulation of cell shape; actin filament organization. Gene Ontology annotation, cellular component: extracellular exosome; internode region of axon; cell cortex. The coding region runs from base 359 to 1192 and encodes 277 amino acids. The transcript has 3 exons.
CUGAAAGUCCCUCUCUACAAGCAACACAAAAGCCUGAUUGCUUCAGAUUGUUUGUUUAUGUAAAUCAAAGGGGUGCCUUUAACUGGGCAAGUGGGACUUGCUAAGCAACAAAGAAGGAGGUGAUUGGCCAGAUUCUUGUUCAUGGGCUCCUGGCAAAACUGACAAAUCCUAUUGCUUUUGCUCUAAGCUCUGUCUGGACACCUUUAGGAAAAGAACCUUGUUAUUAUGCACCAAAGUGAAUAAUUUGUACUCUUAGAGUAGGAGUUGGAACUACAGGACUUGAAGGCAAGAGACAGUAUCUUAUCAAGGAUCUGCUUACUCCCCAAAGCUUUCUCCACAUCGGACUCAACUGCACAUCAUGACAGAUGUUCCAGCGACAGUUAUUCAGGCUGAGUGUAAUGGGGAUAAACCACCUGAAAAUAGUCAACAACCAAUCAAAAAAAGCAACGAGGAGUUGACUGAUGUGGACAGUACACCGCCACACUGCAGGGUAGAAUCCAGUCUGGAAGAUUUAUCCACAGAAGGUCAGGAGGAGAGUGGAAAAUUACAAGGGAACAUGCUGCUCAACUCAUCCACGGAGAAGAUUCUAAAAGAGGAGAAUCUCUUUAUUGUUCAUAAGGCUAUCACAGAUCUUUCUCUCCAAGAAACAAGCGCUGAUGAAAUGACAUUCAGAGAAGGGCAUCAAUGGGAGAAGAUUCCUCUGAGCAGCAGUAACCAGGAAAUAAGCAGACAGAAGGAAAGGAUUGCUGAACAACCUCUAGAAGAGAGGGAAGAUGAGGAUAGGAAGAACGAGGCUUACCAGGCAGCUGAAAUCGAAUGGUUGGGAUUUCGAAAGCCUAGCAAAGUUGACAUGUUGCAUUCUAAACAUGAUGAGGCGCAAGAGGUUUGGGAUGAAGAAAUUAAUAAUGAUGAUGAUUGCAAUGAUGAUGAAGAUGAAGUUCGAGUGAUAGAAUUUAAGAAAAAACAUGAAGAGGGUUCUCAAUUAAAAGAGGAAGGUGAUGCAAAUGAGGACUCCCCACUGAGCAGUGCCAGUUCCCAGCCUGUGACACCAGAUGAGCAGCCAGCCUUAGAGAAGAAGAGUGAUAUCGCCAGAAGUACGUAUUCAAGAUACAAUACAAUAUCCUAUCGGAAAAUCAGGAAGGGGAACACCAAGCAAAGAAUUGAUGAAUUCGAGUCUAUGAUGCAUUUAUAAACUAACUGGAAUGGAGAAAUUCCCAUGCCCACUAAAGCAAAAGCUAAUUCUAUUGUUGUAGGAUGCAUAUUUUUAUGUCAUCAUUGAGUUGUUCCCUUCAAAGACAUGGAAGCUUAUUCCCAUUUUCACUGUAGAAUAAUGUGGGAUUAACCCUACACAAAAUUCAUUCUGGUAACCUCAAAUCAAAAAGCUUUAGAUUCAUUCUUGGAUGUUUACUCUUUAAAACUGCACUAAUAUAGUAUUAUAUGAUAAGAACCAAGCAGCCACUCUCUGGCAUGAUUUGGCUUUAUGAGUAGCAAUGCUUGGAAAGGUGGUCAUCAAAUGAGAAAGGGGACUAUUUGAAAUGAUUUCUAUAUUUCUUUUGGUGUCUUUCUUCCUGUACAUUAAGGUGAUGAAAAGUCUGGUAUUAAACCUCUCAUACUUUUAAGCAUGGUUUUAUAAACUCUGGCAAUGGACCUUCCAACAUUCUUUGCCUGUACUAUUAUCACCAAAAAAAAGAUCUUCAUGGUUGUCCUUGUCAUCUACAGAGCGAAAAUUCUAUAGGCUUCCUUCCUAGGUGUGACCAUUCAGUGAAUCUUCUCACUAAAGGGGCUGAGCAAUUGUCAGUCAGGAGAAUUCUGUUGGCUAAAUGUUGGCUUUAUGCUUUCCAACUGAAUUACACCCAUUGUGAGGUUGACAUAGGGAGGGGCUAGAAGAUUGGUGGGCAAUAGACUAAAGAGUUAUGUUGGAUAGUUUUAUUUCUGUGACUGAAAAUAAAAUCUUGUCUAGCACAGUUAAAGUCAUUAAAAAUAAAAAUGACAGCUUUAGCACAAUUUUAAGAAAAUGCCCUUCUCUAUUACCACAUUUUCUCUUAUUAACAGUUUCUCAGAAUAAUUUUCUUUCCUUAGAAACCUGAGACAACGCUAGUCAUAACUGUACUAGUUACUAUGAAAAUGGAAAUAAUUAUCUUAGAAUAUUUUCAAAGUAGAGUGUGAGCAUGUAUUUUUAGUGAGAAAGCUCUGAUGGUUGUUGAGAAUAUAUAAUUUACUGGACCUCAGCCCAAAUCAAGAUGCUUAAAAUUGUACUGUGGAGCUUCACUCAAACCAAUGUGUCAAAUAAUGUAUUGAAUAUUUAUGAAAAGAGACACUCUAUAUUUAUAUUCUUAGAUAGUUUGUUCCACAAUUUUUCAUUUCAUGCUUCCGUAUAUAUUACUCUGAACUUUCUGUCAUUACAGAUAAAGAUUGUUUUUUUGGCCCUGAAAAUAAAAAGACAAUUCCUUAUUGUCUGAAUGUAAUACAGUCUUCAUUGUACUAUUCAACCCUUUGUUUCUUUCUUUUUCAUUUUGUGAAAAACUCUGGGUUAGUCCUUAGAUUAUUGCAUAUUUAUGUGUAGAAAACUCCCCAUCAUAACUUCUUUAAUGAUAACUUCUUUAAUUGUGGUCAUAUAAUAUAUUUUCAUGGUAUCAUAUAAUCUUAGUGUUUACAAGAUAAAAUUUGAAUGCAGAAUUGAAGUGCUCUUUUUACUUUUUCAAACAGAUACUUCAAAGGCUGACCAUAUAAAAAUUAUGUUGGGUGAAGUGGGGUUCAAAGUCAGACCUAGACUUUACCUGUUCAAUGACCACUUGUUUACCUAAUCCUGAAUUGUACCCCACAUCUUUUAAAUAAAUAAAUAAGUUAUGUUACCCUCAAUCUAUACAACCUAUAGAUUUCAUUUGUAGCAAUGUGAGUCACAAAUAAAGUCAAGAAGUAAAGCAAUGCAAAUCAGGUCUUUACCGAUAAAGUUAGGGAGAAGAUUGAUGCACUAGGAAAAGAUCCUGUUUGAUUUAGAUCCUCUAAGUCUUUCUACCUGGGCAACAUCUUUUCUUUUCUGAAUUACUGAUAACCCCUACAAUUUUCUACUUAACUUCAAAGCAAGGUAUUGUGUUCUUUUUCAUGUAACAGGAUCAUAUUGUUAACCUACCUUCAAGAGCCUGAAAUUUGAGUUACUCCAACAGAGAUGAUGAAUUCCUGUAGAAGUUAAGUGAGGCAGGUAAUCUAUGGCUAUGUGACAAGGCAAAGCAACCAGAUCUUAUGGGGCUCAAAUAUAUAGUAACCCUGGUCUUUCAGUCCUGUGCUCUCACCAAUUAACCAACUAUGAAAGAUUUUGUCAACAGACACUAUAUGAGUAUGUUCAGUUGGUAAAUGCUUCAUGUUCACGAGUGAGACAAUGCAGUUACAAUAGAGCACCGGCACUAUUCUUUGGCAUUGGUGUCCAUCUUACACCAAAGCUGCAGAGUUAAGUGACCUUAAGCAACAUGAUGAUGAUGAUGGUUGGCCAUUUGAGUUUUUGUAACCUAGGAAAGACAAUAGUCUGAUUCAUAUUAUAUGGAGGAAAUUUAACAUACAUGAAACUUAUAUGGGACAUGAUUAAGAAAGCAACUGGUAAGCACACAUGAAGGUUUACCUGAGCUUUUGUGAUUUGAGGUUCAGUGGUGGUAAAAUCUCUGGUACCAGAUAGGAAGGAGAGUUCAUUUUUUUGUGCAAAUGCUGAUAUUUGUUUUCCUUUGUUAUUGGAUGUACAGGAAUUAAUAAUAGCGCUACUUCUCUGUCAAUAUAAAAUUGACUUUCAUAUAAUGCUGCAGUUGAAGGCACAGAAUUUGCCAUAAUCUAUCAUCUAUCUAUCUAUCUAUCUAUCUAUCUAUCUAUCUAUCUAUCUAUCUAUCAUUAAAAAAAUAAAAAACUGUGUCUGACUUGCUCUCAAUAAAAGUUUGUGUCUUUAUA